AUGCCUAGAUUUUUCACAGGAGACGUGCUCGGUGCUUUGAAGGCUAUCAACUACACUCAGGGAUAUGAUUCGAAGGAAUGGAAGGCUCAAUCGACAACACUUCUGUCGGGCGCGGUGGAAGAGAAGCCGAAUCCUAUCCAAAAACUAGCCAUUUCUCGGGUCGACUCGAAACCCCUGAUAGCCGCUGCGCACAGUGAUGGAUUUGUAUACGUGCGAACUGUCGACUCCACUGCCGUGUCUGCUGAGCCUCUACACGAGUGGAUAGAAACUCGGCUGAAGCCCGAACAACGUUAUAUCGGGCUUGGGAUAUCGGGACGGCGUGUGUUCUCCUGCACAUCCAAUGGCGCCCUCCGGUCAACCGUACUUCCUCACGAAGACGUUGGUGCCAGCACCCAUACCGCCGCGCUUCCCAUGAGAUUGUUUGACUGGCGCAUGUCAUCAAAUGCCGAAACGUUUGCAUAUGGCGGCGACGAGGUGGAACUAUCAGUAUGGAGCACCGAGACAGCCUUUACACUUCGAGACGAAGCAAGCAACAGCAACGAGACAAGAAAGAGAAAUCGAGGAGAGCAGCUCUUACCCGGAGAAGUCUGGAGAGCCAAAAAUGUGCCUAACGACGGCCUGAGCCUACGUCAGCCCGUCCAUAUUACCGCUCUUACCUAUCUUCAUCCUUCUCUCUCGGCUUCCCAUCACCAUCUACUUACUGGAACGCAAGCCGGAAAUGUUCGCCGCUACGACACACGAGCCGCGAGGCGGCCGGUUGCCGAUUGGAAAGGGCUCGGGAAGGUCGGCGGUGUUAGCAUCGUCGAAAAGGGGCUGUCUGAGAACGAGGUUUUUGUGGCAGACCGUGCAUGUAAUCUCUUUGCAUUGGACAUGCGAAACGGACGCGUCGUUUAUGGCUAUAAAGGUCUUGCUGGCGCCAUAACAUCGAUAGCGCCGUCGCCUUCACUCCUUGCCUCUGUAUCGCAGGACCGAUUCCUACGCCUUCAUAGUACAUUGGCUCCGCCAUCACAAGCAGGUGCACAACAGGAACACAAAGGGGAUGUAUUAGACAAGCUCUACAUGAAGACGAUACCUACAGUGGUCAUAUGGGAUCAAGCUGCGGAAGGCCUUCAAGUUCAACCUCCGGCCAACUACCGCGACGACGACGAGAAUGAAGCUGACGAUGAUAUGUGGGAUAAUAUGGAGAACGUUGGUGACAAGAAGGGGCGGAGAUGAUCGCCGGAGCAAAAAGAAGCAGGAUCGCGGAAUAGCUGGUAGUCCCAUCACAUUGCCGCAUUCGCUGUCGAUGGUAGAGUUGAGUAGGUCAUGGGACAAAAUAUCGCUAGUAGACUCAUUGUCAGAGUCGGAGCGUUCGAAGGGGCAAUUUAUGCGACUAAGAAUUGCGAUAAUAUUGCCAUCCUACCCAGUUGGCAAUCACGAAAUAUGACGUAGUCGGUAUGAGAAGUAUGAAGAAGUACUUGUAAUAAACGUCUUGAGC
Messenger RNA from Laetiporus sulphureus 93-53, 1477 nucleotides. RefSeq lists its product as uncharacterized. Gene Ontology annotation, cellular component: nucleolus; preribosome, large subunit precursor. Gene Ontology annotation, molecular function: protein binding. Gene Ontology annotation, biological process: ribosomal large subunit biogenesis. The coding region runs from base 1 to 1215 and encodes 404 amino acids. The transcript has 6 exons. The record is from RefSeq and is a predicted model, not a curated record. Lineage: Eukaryota; Fungi; Basidiomycota; Agaricomycetes; Polyporales; Laetiporaceae.